CUCCUCCUCCUCCUCCUCCUCCUUCCCCGUCCCAAAACCCUCGAGCCCCUAAAAACCCUUCUCCUCCUUCGCCCCUACCAAACCCUAGCGUCCAUGGCGGCGACGAUCUCCAUCCGCUUCUUCCCCACCUUCCUCACCUGCGAGCCUCCUCGCCCAUCGCACUCCACCGGUUUCCCCCUCCGGCGAUGGGCGGCGCCCACGGCGGCGCUGCGAGCCUCCGCCGCCUCCAAGCCGCCUCCCGCGGCGGAGGGGAAGAGGCCGCCGAGGGGCAUCACGAAGCCCCGGCCCGUGUCUCCGGCGAUGCAGGCCCUCGUCGGCGUCCCCGAGAUCCCCCGAACCCAAGCGCUGAAGCUCAUUUGGGCCUACAUCAAACAAAACAAUCUCCAGGAUCCUGAGGACAAGAAGAUAAUUGUUUGUGAUGAGAAGCUGAAAAAUAUAUUUGGAGGGAGAGAGCGCGUUGGAUUCCUCGAGAUCGCAGGGUUGCUCAAUCCUCAUUUUGGGAAGUGAUAGGUGUUUCUAUGAAGCUAGGUUUUUUGUGGUAGGAGGUAGAAGCCUUUCAAGCAUGCCUAGGGGAUGAUGUAACCAUUCUCAUGGGUUGUUCUUUUUAAUUAAUUCACACUAUAUGCUUUGGCUCUUUAACUUCUCGUAUUUCUCCUGUGAGCUUAAGCUAGAAGGCUACAGUUGCCAAGUUUUGCUAAUGCACUUUUGGCUUAAUGUAAUCGCGCUUUUGUUUGCAAUUGGCUAUUUUCCCCUAUGAUCUAAUAAUUUCUGGAACUUAAUUUUA
Ananas comosus (pineapple) is the source of this 784-nucleotide messenger RNA. RefSeq names its product zinc finger CCCH domain-containing protein 44. NCBI's taxonomy places the organism in Eukaryota, Viridiplantae, Streptophyta, Magnoliopsida, Poales, Bromeliaceae. Gene Ontology annotation, cellular component: nucleus. Bases 94 to 507 code for a protein of 137 amino acids. The transcript is spliced from 2 exons. The record is from RefSeq and is a predicted model, not a curated record.